This is a messenger RNA of Camelina sativa (false flax), 1330 nucleotides long. The record is from RefSeq and is a predicted model, not a curated record. Lineage: Eukaryota; Viridiplantae; Streptophyta; Magnoliopsida; Brassicales; Brassicaceae.
UUCUCUCCCUUCUUCUUCUCGGAUUCCUAAAUAUUAUCUUUCACUCAUCGUCCUCCCAAUUUAUUGGCUCUCUCUUCUCUCCUCUCCUUUGCCUAUUUUCUAACAUCUUCUCCCGCCACCCACCCCCUGCCGUAUGAUCUUUCUGGUGGCGGCGAUUACACCAUCAAUUUGUUAGUUUUCAUUAAUAUGGGUUGCGGUGGCUCGAGGCUUGGAGGUGUGGCGGCUGUCAGGGCCGGAGAAGGAGGCGUUGUGCCACUUCCGGCGGGAAUACGUCCACUUCUAAGGCGAAGGUUAGAGGAGAUGAAGAAAAGGAGCCAUGCAAGCGUCUUGAAAGGGAGCCAGACGCAGUCUAAGAAGGAGCUUCUUCGUCACGGCUCUUCUGAUGACGGAGAAGACACUGACGACACUGACGGCAGUCUGAAGUCGUCGGCUAAGGUGGCUCCGACACCUGAUCAUCACGUGGAAGAGAAGAAAGAGGUUAUUUUAGAGAAGGUUCCGUCGAGAGAUGAUGUCAAAGAGGUGAAUGAGGAAGAAGUGGUUGUUAAGAAACAAGAAGAUGAAAAUCAUCAACAAGAUGUUGUGAAGAAACAAGAGGAGGAUAAUAAAGAGGUUGUGAAGAAACAAGAAGAGGAUAUUCAUCAUGAGGAUGUGACCAUCAAUGUUAAGAAGGAAGGAGAAGAUGUCAAGAAUCAUGAUGAUGAUGAAAGGAGUAUCAUGAGCAACUUUGAUGAAAGAAUGAUAGGUCCUGGAUCUCCAAGCUUUAGGGUUUAUUGCAUCGAUGUUCCUUCUUCUGAUGAUGAUGAUGAAGAAAAAGAUGGAGAAGACACAAGAAAAUCGAUGGAAACCGAAAGUGUCAUGACAGAGAUAAAAGAGGACGGAAGCAUCGUCAAAAAGGAGAAAAGGGAAAGGAGAGGGAAGAGGUUUGGAAUCGGAUUGCCGAAGAAGUAUUUAGCCAAUGUGACUGCACCGUGCUAUGCUGGUGGAGGAUGCAUGGGGAACACUCAUUCUCGUUUGGUGCAAGAGAAACCGAGACAGUGAUAUCGAUAAAAAUUAUAUGUCGUUUGUCAUCUGCCUUUAUUUGUUGAAGUAAGAACGGUGAGGUGCACGUACACGUACGUGACUGUGAGUAAUCAAAACCACCCAACCACGGAUACGAAUUUAGACCUUUGAUUUAUUUCAACUUUUUAAGAGACCUUGUUUCAGAAUCUGUACACCUCUUCUUCAUAUUUGCUUUCUUUGAUCAGGGUAAGUUAGUGUUUGAAGAAUUUACUUUUUCCAUGUGGAAAGAUGUAAGUAAUUUAAUUUGUGCAAUUAAAAAGUGUUGUUUAAA